Molecule: messenger RNA, 4337 nt
Organism: Gorilla gorilla gorilla (western lowland gorilla)
Lineage: Eukaryota; Metazoa; Chordata; Mammalia; Primates; Hominidae
Gene: HP1BP3
Product: heterochromatin protein 1 binding protein 3
Exons: 13
Coding region: 568-2229 (553 amino acids)
Biological process (GO): heterochromatin organization; nucleosome assembly
Cellular component (GO): chromosome; nucleus; nucleosome
Molecular function (GO): structural constituent of chromatin; nucleosome binding; DNA binding
Source: RefSeq, a predicted model, not a curated record
AGUGGUGAGUGUGCGGAGCGCCGAGGCUCGCGUUCCGCCGCUGCUUCCGUCGCCGGGGCGGGCGCCGCGGUGUCCCUGCCGAGCGUGAGCCCCGAACUGUCACCGCGCCGAGCCCCAGCCUCAUCCGUCGGUGUCAGCGGUCCGAGCUUUCCCCGCCUCGCUGGCGGCCCGCGCUCUCCCCCGCCGUACGCGUUCGCCGCUGUGGCCUGUAGCUACCUCGCCUCGCCGCUUUGUCUCCGCUGCUCUUGCCGUCCUUCCCGCGGCCCUCUGCGGGCGCGGCUGUCGGCUGUCGCUUUGCUGCUCCGCGACGGCGGCCUUGAGUCUCGCUCCCCCGGUGGGAAACGUAGAACUGGUUACUCGCCACCUUAGGCGGUGGGGUUUGAAUGAGAGCAGUGCCUCGGUAGGUCGUCAGAAAGUUACAGUCGCCCAUCUGAGCGUUUGUAAGAGAUGGAGGCAGGAGUGGUGAGGUUGAUUCUUCACCACACUGAAACCAUUAGGAAAAAUCCUUGUGGUUAACAGCAGAGGCUUCAGAGUGUAACCUGUACUCGGGCCUAGAAAUUAUUUAAAAUGGCGACUGAUACGUCUCAAGGUGAACUCGUCCAUCCUAAGGCACUCCCACUUAUAGUAGGAGCUCAGCUGAUCCACGCGGACAAGUUAGGUGAGAAGGUAGAAGAUAGCACCAUGCCGAUUCGUCGAACUGUGAAUUCUACCCGGGAAACUCCUCCCAAAAGCAAGCUUGCUGAAGGGGAGGAAGAAAAGCCAGAACCAGACAUAAGUUCAGAGGAAUCUGUCUCCACUGUAGAAGAACAAGAGAAUGAAACUCCACCUGCUACUUCGAGUGAGGCAGAGCAGCCAAAGGGGGAACCUGAGAAUGAAGAGAAGGAAGAAAAUAAGUCUUCUGAGGAAACCAAAAAGGAUGAGAAAGAUCAGUCUAAAGAAAAGGAGAAGAAAGUGAAAAAAACAAUUCCUUCCUGGGCUACCCUUUCUGCCAGCCAGCUAGCCAGGGCCCAGAAACAAACACCGAUGGCUUCUUCCCCACGUCCCAAGAUGGAUGCAAUCUUAACUGAGGCCAUUAAGGCGUGCUUCCAGAAGAGUGGUGCAUCAGUGGUUGCUAUUCGAAAAUACAUCAUCCAUAAGUAUCCUUCUCUGGAGCUGGAGAGAAGGGGUUAUCUCCUUAAACAAGCACUGAAAAGAGAAUUAAAUAGAGGAGUCAUCAAACAGGUUAAAGGAAAAGGUGCUUCUGGAAGUUUUGUUGUGGUUCAGAAAUCAAGAAAAACACCUCAGAAUUCCAGAAACAGAAAGAAUAGGAGCUCUGCAGUGGAUCCAGAACCACAAGUAAAAUUGGAGGAUGUCCUGCCACUGGCCUUUACUCGCCUUUGUGAACCUAAAGAAGCUUCCUACAGUCUCAUCAGGAAAUAUGUGUCUCAGUAUUAUCCUAAGCUUAGAGUGGACAUCAGGCCUCAGCUGUUGAAGAACGCUCUGCAGAGAGCAGUAGAGAGGGGCCAGUUAGAACAGAUAACUGGCAAAGGUGCUUCGGGGACAUUCCAGCUGAAGAAAUCAGGGGAGAAACCCCUGCUUGGUGGAAGCCUGAUGGAAUAUGCAAUCUUGUCUGCCAUUGCUGCCAUGAAUGAGCCGAAGACCUGCUCUACCACUGCUCUGAAGAAGUAUGUCCUAGAGAAUCACCCAGGAACCAAUUCUAACUAUCAAAUGCAUUUGCUGAAAAAAACCCUGCAGAAAUGCGAAAAGAAUGGGUGGAUGGAACAGAUCUCUGGGAAAGGGUUCAGUGGCACCUUCCAGCUCUGUUUUCCCUAUUAUCCCAGCCCAGGAGUUCUAUUUCCGAAGAAAGAGCCAGAUGAUUCUAGAGAUGAGGAUGAAGAUGAAGAUGAGUCAUCAGAAGAAGACUCUGAGGAUGAAGAGCCGCCACCUAAGAGAAGGUUGCAGAAGAAAACCCCAGCCAAGUCCCCAGGGAAGGCCGCAUCUGUGAAGCAGAGAGGGUCCAAACCUGCACCUAAAGUCUCAGCUGCCCAGCGGGGGAAAGCUAGGCCCUUGCCCAAGAAAGCACCUCCUAAGGCCAAAACGCCUGCCAAGAAGACCAGACCCUCAUCCACAGUCAUCAAGAAACCUAGUGGUGGCUCCUCAAAGAAGCCUGCAACCAGUGCAAGAAAGGAAGUAAAAUUGCCGGGCAAGGGCAAAUCCACCAUGAAGAAGUCUUUCAGAGUGAAAAAGUAAAUUUUAUAGGAAAAAAGGGUAUCAUGAUGAAAUUCAAAAUCUUAUUUUCUAAGGUCAGUGUGCAUUUGUUUAGUUUUGAUGCUUUUCAGAUUACAUUAUUUUCCUCUCCUAUGAACAUUGUGGGGAGGGACUCUAAAUAAACCAGUUUAGGCAUUUGCUAGCUUUAGGUGCUUUUAUUGGUGCCUGCCCUUUUCCUUGUUCAUUUUAAUUUCUGCAAUAAUCCUGGACUUUCCUAAACUAUGUAAUGUAUACUUGUCCUUUUUCUCUGCCUCCCCCAACCCCCUGUUGUUUUCAUGGUUAGCUUUGCCUUUUUUUUUUUCUUCCAGUUUUAUCUAAACAGUUGCAGAGAUUUUUAUAUUUGUAGAAAGCAUCAAGAACGGUAUGCCAGUCAGGUCCUGGAAGUAAAAUGGAGGCACAAUAUAGCACUGAGUUGUAAAGCCUCCUGCCUGGAGACUUCAGUUAUAGCUGUAAUAAUUAAUCUUAUUUAUAAAAGCCACUCCACUAACCUUUUCUCUCCAACUGUAAACACAGAGACAGCUUUGGGAAUAAGCCAAAAACAGUGUGAUCUCAUUAGAUUUUGAAGAUAUAUGACUCCUUUGGGCUACAUUUCAUAUUGAUCAAUUUCUAGGUAUUUUUCACUGGCCCAAAGUAUUGCAUUCCCUUAACAGCAAGCACAAGUUCUCUAUGUCACUUGUUUUUUGUUGUUGUUGUUGUUGUCGUUGUUGUUUUGAGACGGAGUCUUGCUCAGGUGCCCUGGAGUGCAGUGGUGCAGUCUCAGCUCACUGCAACCUCCACCUCCUGGGUUCAAGCAAUUCUCCUGCUUCAGCCUCCCGAGUAGCUGGGAUUACAGGUGUGCACCACCACGCCUGGCAAUUUUUUUGUAUUUUUAGUAGAGAUGGGGUUUCGCCAUGUUGGUCAGGCUGGUCUCGAACUCCUGACCUCAGGUGAUCCGCCUGCCUCGGCCUCCCAAAGUGCUGGGAUUACAGGAGUGAGCCACUGCGCCCGGCCUAUCCCACUUGGUUUUUGACUGAAGGGGAAGUGUAGAAAUAUAUUGAUUUGUGAUUUCUGGUGUCACCUGUGUUACCAAAAAUCAAAACAAACCUUUUUUAUUUUUUAUUAUUAUUUUUUUUGAGACAGAGUCUCGCUCUGUCGCCCAGUCUGGAGUGCAGUGGUGUGAUCUUGGCUCACUGCAAACUCCGCCUCCCAGGUUCAAGCGAUUCUCCCACCUCAGCCUCCCGAGUUGGGACUACAGGCGCACAUGACCACGCCCAGCUAAUUUUUUGUAUUUUUAGUAGAGAUGGGGUUUCACCAUGUUAGCCAGGAUGGUCUCGAUCUCCUGACCUCGUGAUCCACUCACCUCAGCCUCCCAAAAUCCUGGGGUUACAGAUGUGAGCCACCACUCACGGCCCAAAUCUUCUUGAUCAUAUGUUUAAAUAUAUGUUUUAAUAUUUGGAGCAUGAGUUGUCACUUCUUGUUUGCCUUUUUUAUAAGGAAAUGUUGGAGAGUUACAUCAUUGCUAAUGUAGAAAUGUUAAGUGGAAAAAUAUACAGUUUGGUAAAAUAAACUAGAUUCUACAUUUAUUUGUGGGUUUUUUCCCCUCCUUUCUUUCCACAGCACUUUUGAUAUCAAGCAAGUGGCUUCCUUUUUGAGAUAUUUAAAAAAAAAAGAAAAGGAGAAAAGUAAAUGAAGCCCAACUACCUAACCCUUUCUUAUUUGUAUUUUGUUUUAGUAUUGUGAAGUUGUGUUAAAUAGUACUAGCUAGAAAUACAAAUUUCUGGUUAUCAUUUCUCUUCCCUGUGGCACUUGACAUUUUAAUUGUCUUAAAGUUUUUGAAGUACAUCUUCUGGCCCCUUGAGUACUGCCAGAGGCAAAAGAUGUUUGUUUCUUAUUCAUUCCACUUUUGUCUCCUGGGAUCCCUUCUGUAGCCUAAAGUAUGUCUGGGAAAUGGACUUGAGAACAUUGGCUUGAAUUAGAUCAUAAUCAUGUGUGAUCCCAUCAUGAAUUCAUUGGAAUUUGUGUUGCAUGUAAGGCAAUCUUUCCUGUUGUAAAUCUUCCUUUUUUUAUGUACAUAUAUUUUGAAAAAUAUGAAUAAACAUGAAAUUUUAAAA